Prunus armeniaca (apricot) is the source of this 363-nucleotide messenger RNA. The record is from the annotation of a GenBank genome assembly. Lineage: Eukaryota; Viridiplantae; Streptophyta; Magnoliopsida; Rosales; Rosaceae.
AUGGAGGCCAGUGCUUGCCGCUACCACAGCAACAAAGAGAACCUCCCUCCUUCCUCUGCCAUGGCAAAUCUGACGAACCCAGUUCCUGAAAAUGGGUCUUCUUCCAAGAAAUGUAAUAAGAAGACGAGAUUAAGGAGGAAGCCUCUUGCUGAUAUAACCAAUCUCUACAUUUACGGCAAUCAAUCAAGUUUCGGCCUUUCGGAUCAUCUACCAAGCGCAACUCUUCCCUUCUCUUCUUCCUCUUCCUCUGUCUCUGGCUCUGCAUCAAAUUCUCGGAAAAGAAAAUCAACCCAGGAGGACAAUACAAAUUCUAGUAAAGUCAACAGCUCCAACUCCAAGUCUCUGAGGAUGGGUUUCAGAUAA